Messenger RNA from Mangifera indica (mango), 2219 nucleotides. Its product is annotated as protein MODIFIER OF SNC1 11-like. Gene Ontology annotation, cellular component: nucleus. Lineage: Eukaryota; Viridiplantae; Streptophyta; Magnoliopsida; Sapindales; Anacardiaceae. The transcript has 6 exons. The coding region runs from base 119 to 694 and encodes 191 amino acids. The record is from RefSeq and is a predicted model, not a curated record. Gene Ontology annotation, biological process: poly(A)+ mRNA export from nucleus.
GAAACUCGACACUUUUCCUUUUAUUUGCUUUCGACGUUGUCUUUUCUCAUAUCCUCUUUUAGCUCUUGACUCUUCCUUCGUACGCUCAAAGCUAUUAUACGUUUCUCUCACACAUUCGAUGGCAACCAUCACAGACAAACUCACGGCCGUGAACAACACUGGCGCCGCACCAUCCUCACUGGAGGGAAACCUUGAAACCACUGUGAACACCACAGAUCGGGUCCAAAACACUACCGUCGGGGUUAAGAAGGACGGUGAGGAUUCCAAGGCGACAACCGUCGCUGCCCCGGUCACCGAUACUCAGAAGAAGAAACGCCGAGCUGAGCGUUUUGGUAUGCCUGUACAGUUGUCUGAGCAAGAGAAGCGUAAUUCACGAGCUGAAAGGUUUGGAACUGCAACCAAGACAAGUGCAUCAGAAGUAUUGAAGACAUCAGAGGAAUUGAAGAGAAAGGCUAGAGCAGAAAGGUUUGGGCUUCCUGUGCCACUUUCAGCUAGUGACGAGGAGGUAAAAAAGAAAGCUCGGCUUGCCAGGUUUGCACCGUAUUCCAAACCAGACUCUGUGGAGGAAGACAAAAGAAAAGCAAGGGCCCUUCGUUUCUCUGGAUCUUCAUCCAGUUCUGUCUCACAAGUAAAUGGACAGGGAAAUAUUGAACCGGAGGCAGCUAUUGCUGACAAUGCUGGUGGAGGUGCCUAAAAAAUUUCUUACAAAAUUGCAUGUUAAGGUCUAGGAUUCUAACUUCCAGUGAUUCCCCUCAGCAUUUUUUUGUACCUAUAUCAACUUCCAAGUUCCAGUACUACAUCCUUUGAUAAUUUUUUGCGGAGCAGUUAAACAAGAUUUUGUGCUAGCUUUAUCUCAUAUAAAUCAACUGUAAUAUCAAUCAGCUGCUGAGGCCUAGAGUGAUUAACAUCUACCUCUAGUAUUUACUUAUCUUAACAUCUGCUAAGAAUUCAGAAUUUCUGAAGUACCAACUUGGGAACAUUUUUCUUUUAAAAUUCUUAUUUUUCUAUUUUCUCUUGAAAUGAAGGUGUCUAUUGGAAGAAAUUACCUAGAGGUAAGUUGGUUCAUUUGACAGCCUUCCUUGAAUAUUUAAUUGAUGUGUCCAAUGUCAAGAUAUCCUUGUGAAGUGUGAUUUUAGAUCUUGUGGGAAUUAGGCAUAGGAAGUGAAAUUAUGGGGUUGGGAUCUUUUGAUCGUAUGAUAUGAGUUUCUAAAUGUACUAUUUUUCUUUGUUAGGAACUAGGAACCAUGUAAUUGUUUUCCUCUACUGAAUUAAAGAAUGUAGGCAUUUAUCAGGUAAGCUGGGUUUGACUUUUUGAAUAUUGUAAUAUAAUUUCGUUUGGUAAUUGCAUAUGGCGUGGUUGUUGGUGAGUGUUCUGAUCAAUAGGAUCUAGGGUCAGUCUUCAAUAUGUACAAUUUGUAUGAACAAGUAUAGUCAGCUUGUUUAUGGAUCAGUUGUAUUUAUUGAGAGGGGUUCUGCUAAUGAAGUUUGUGUGUCAUGCAUUCAUUUUAAUUGUAGAUUAUCAAUUAGGUUUUCUCUCAUCUAUGUAACUUUCAAGCAAAAUUCUAUCAGAAAACGUCAAUGAUGAAAAGAAGGGUAGAAUGUUGAGGUGUUUUUUGUUUUUUGGGUCCCAUGUCAUCUGCUCACUGCUUGGUAAUCAUGGCUGAAUGGUAUUGGUUGCUAUGAUCUAUAUUUUGAUGCUACAUUAUCAGUGCAGUUGCUGUAUUGGAUUAGGGGUGAGAUAUAAGAAUGUCUACUAGUUGCCUGUAAGUGAACAUCAGAGGUGUUUUUAAUGGGUUUAAAUGAUUUGAAAGAAGGCUGGUUGAAAACCUUGUCAGAAUAUAGUAAUUGAAAUGUGUUGUGUACUUCUCUUUUACUAUUGAUUGAAAAGAACCAAAAUUCACCUGUUGUGUUCCAAAGGUGGAAAUAAUUUGCAAUCCUGGUACUUCAGAAUUCUGAUAUUUCUUUUUUGUUUUAAGUAAAUACUAGCAAGGUGGUUGGUAAUCUUUCUUUGGUUCGCAGGGUGAAGUGGAGUUGUGCAAUGAAAACUGGUUUGUUUUGUUUUUCUGGGUUUUUUUUUUUUUUUUUGAAUUAAUUGUAAAAUGUAGGAAUAUCAAGUCGAGGUUGUAUGGAUUUUCUUGAUGUUUUUUUGUUGGAUAUUAUUUUACUGUUGGAUUUACUAACAUAUCUGAGGGAGUCAACUAUUUCUUGUUCUGCAUGAA